This is a messenger RNA of Monoraphidium neglectum, 939 nucleotides long. RefSeq lists its product as hypothetical. The record is from RefSeq and is a predicted model, not a curated record. Bases 1 to 939 code for a protein of 312 amino acids. The transcript is spliced from 2 exons. NCBI's taxonomy places the organism in Eukaryota, Viridiplantae, Chlorophyta, Chlorophyceae, Sphaeropleales, Selenastraceae.
AUGAACCUGGGGCGCGCCCUCGUUCUCCUGGCCCUGGUUGCGGCCGCGGCCGCGGCCAAGUGCACACCCUGCUCCCAGUGCCGCAGCCCGGAGUGUUGGCGCACCUGCAACGUCUACUGCGCUCCAGAGGCGCCCAACGCCGUUCAAGUCAAGAAGGGCAGCUCAUGCAUGGAUUCCGGCGCGAAGCAAGGGCCAGCCAUUGGCAAGGACGCCUGCGAAUGGGCCAAGAAAACCUGCGCCCCGGAUGAGCCUGAAAAGCUCGGCGCCUCCAUGGGCGCCGACGCCAUCGGGUCGGUCAGCCUCGCCCAGUGCUCCAAGAUCGCAAUGGGCAGCUGCCAGCAGGCCGCCGGCGAGACUGCGCCCUGCCAGGACGCCGGCACCCAGGGGUUUGGCAAGUGUGAUGGGAAGAGGUUCAAGGCUGUCUUCCAGGCCCGCGCUACAGAGUUGUGCCAGGCCAAGGCCCGCGGCAUCACGGAGGUCGACCCAAACACCGGGAAGUGGGCUGGAGACCAGCAGCAGCCAAAGCAGCAGCAGCAGCCGAAGCAGCAGCCGCGGCAGCAGCAGCAGCAGCAGCAGCAGCAGCAGCAGCAGCAGCAGCAGCAGCAGCCGCGGCAGCAGCAGCAGCAGCAGCCGCGGCAGCAGCCGCAGCAGCAGCAGCAGCAGCAGCAGCAGCAGCAGCAGCAGCAGCAGCAGCAGCCGCGCCCGCAGCAGCAGGGGCCCACAGCCAGCAGCGCGUGGCCUGCCCUGCCGCGGGCGGGCGGCGUGCCCUCUUGGGUGCCGCCGCCCGGGAUCAACGACUUCCCGAGCGCGGCGGCUAUGGGGGCCAUACCGCCUGCACCCGGGGCGUGGCCGUCCACAGGCGCGGCCUGGCCGCCCGCGGGCGUACCGUCUUUCAACACCCCCGCAUGGGGCUCGUUCAGGCGCCUCUUGAGGGCGUAA